Populus nigra (black poplar) is the source of this 1314-nucleotide messenger RNA. RefSeq names its product protein SULFUR DEFICIENCY-INDUCED 1-like. The record is from RefSeq and is a predicted model, not a curated record. Bases 236 to 1111 code for a protein of 291 amino acids. The transcript has 4 exons. Gene Ontology annotation, molecular function: protein binding. Lineage: Eukaryota; Viridiplantae; Streptophyta; Magnoliopsida; Malpighiales; Salicaceae.
UGAAUCAAGACACCCUCAACGUCCAUAUUCACCAAUCUUGUUUAAUUCUCUCAUUUUAUAGGAGUGAUCCCCGCCGGCUCUCACCUUGAUCUAUCUUUCCGGUCUCCGUAGAAGAAAAGGCAGUGGAGGACACUUUAACACUGAGAAAUCUUCUGCUUCCAUUCUGAAUAAAAGCCCAGUUGUUUAUUUCUAAAGAAAGUUACUUUUAAAAGUUCAAGGAGAGAUAACAUUAAGAAUGAGCAGUCAAAGAAAAGGAUCAGAAGCAGCUCCAUAUCAUGUCGUUCAUAAACUUCCUCCUGGUGAUAGUCCUUAUGUUAGAGCCAAGCAUGUUCAGCUAGUUGAGAAGGAUCCUGGAGCAGCGAUAGCUUUGUUUUGGAAGGCGAUAAAUGCUGGAGAUAGAGUGGAUAGUGCUCUCAAAGACAUGGCAGUGGUUAUGAAACAGCAAGACAGGGCAGAGGAGGCAAUUGAAGCUAUAAAGGCUUUUAGAGAUCGCUGUUCAAAGCAAGCCCAAGAAUCUCUAGAUAAUGUCCUCAUUGACUUGUACAAGAAAUGUGGAAAAAUUGAGGAGCAGAUAGAGCUAUUGAAACAGAAGCUCCGGAUGAUUCACCAAGGAGAGGCCUUUAAUGGGAAGGCUACCAAGACUGCACGCUCUCAUGGAAGAAAGUUCCAGGUUACUGUCAAACAAGAGACUUCUCGGAUACUGGGAAACUUGGGUUGGGCAUACAUGCAGAAAGGAAACUAUUCGGCAGCGGAAGUUGUAUACCGCAAAGCUCAGUCCAUUGACCCAGAUGCGAACAAGGCCUGCAACUUGGGCUUAUGCUUAAUCAAGCAAACACGAUAUGCUGAGGCACAAGCAGUCCUCGAUGACAUAUUCCGGGGUAAGCUUUUAGGAUCUGAUGAGCCGAAAUCAAGAAACCGUGCCCAGGAGCUGCUCUGUGAACUAGAGACACACCAAUCCUCAUCGAUGUUCUCGGAACCAUCAGGAUCAAGCUUAGAGGAUGUUUUUGUGGAGGGCCUUGAUCAGUUGACGAGUCAAUGGACUCCAUACAGAUCGAGGAGACUGCCCAUAUUUGAAGAGAUCUCAUCAUUUAGAGAUCAGUUAGCUUGUUGAUUUCAUGUUUUUAGAUAGUCUUCAAUUUUUUGACCGUGAGUUCGUGUAUAAUUGUUGUGAGAUAGAUAUAAACUGGGAGUGUGAGUUAAUGUAACAAAAUGAACACUUGAAUGUGUUCCAUAUAACCACAGUACAAUGUGUAUAUUUCUUGUGUUCUAUAAAACCUAACGCCAACACCAGUUACUCUCUUGGUGUUGUAUCAA